AUGAGUAGAGAGAUCAGUGACGCAAUUCAUCUUGGCUCGCUUGAAGUUUUCCAUUCGAUGGGUGAGGUCGACACAUGUAUAAGGGAGGCCAAGAAGGCGUUGUGUGAGCACAAUGUUAAAGAAGCAUUGCAGAAACUUAAGCCUUUCAAAAAGUCACUAAGUAGCACGGACAACGUCUCGUUGAUUCAAGCAUUCGCUGAUGCUUAUCUUGAUGAUGGUCAAUUGGAGAAGGCAUAUCCGUUAUUAUCGAGGGCUUGCGAACUCGAUGCUGAUGGCAAACAGGGCGGUUCGGAGAAGUUCUUCACUUUAGGACAGGCAACAGGUGGUCAGACGGGCUUAAGUAUAUUGCUACAGGGUAUCGAGAAUAUUUCAAAGGAAGCUGGCGAAGAGCUUAACCAAGAGCAGACGGAUAAAAUAGUUAGUGGGCUUCUGUCAAUGAUCGAGAUAUGGAUGACGGAUUUGUGCAUGGAAGCUGAAGCAGAGACACAAUGCGAGGAAUUGCUGGGGAAAGCUAUGGAGAUUAGUGACGGUAAGUCGCCAGAAGUUUGGUCGAUGCUUGGAUCGGUCAGGAUCUCGCAGCAAAGAUUCGCGGAGGCCAUCGAAGCGUUCACUCAGUCGUGGAAUUUCUUCGAGAUCAAAAGACAGGAUAUUGAGAGAAGAUCAAAAGCCAUGGAGGCAUCCAGCUACGAGGAGCAUGUCCAGCUGUUGCAGCCGCUGUUAUCGCUGGCCAAGAUGUGCAUCGAAAUGGGGCUCUAUGAUAUAUCUUUGAAUAUUCUCAACGUGGUCACAGACAUUGACGAGGAUAACUUGGAAGCUUACUACCUGCAAGGGUUCACUUAUUAUAUGAUAAGCAAGAUGGAGAUGUUCAAAUUGACAAACCCGGAUGUCGUCGUGAAGCCGGAGAAUAUGCUCGAGUUUAACCAGCAUUUCAAAGAGCUGAGUCUUGACCUGAACAACGAAAGUCUAAGCGAAACAAUUCACGAGGCAAAGAUAGCGUUGAGCUUUGCAUUCAGGCUGGGCCAAAAUGUGGGGGCAAUGGACGAGCUUACUUACGAGUUGGUAGCGGGCACCGAAGAGAUCUUAGACGAACUAGGCGGCCCGCUAAGUGACCAAGAGCUUGCUGCUGUCAGGAAAGGCGCUGAUGGCGCCGAUAUCCGCGACCCAGACGCCAUGCUCGAUGAGUUAUGCAAUGAAGAUAUAUAA
Messenger RNA from Torulaspora globosa, 1203 nucleotides. RefSeq names its product Acl4p (gene ACL4). Gene Ontology annotation, cellular component: mitochondrial outer membrane. Gene Ontology annotation, molecular function: protein binding. The coding region runs from base 1 to 1203 and encodes 400 amino acids. The transcript has a single exon. NCBI's taxonomy places the organism in Eukaryota, Fungi, Ascomycota, Saccharomycetes, Saccharomycetales, Saccharomycetaceae. The record is from RefSeq and is a predicted model, not a curated record.